Drosophila teissieri is the source of this 1174-nucleotide messenger RNA. RefSeq lists its product as uncharacterized. Lineage: Eukaryota; Metazoa; Arthropoda; Insecta; Diptera; Drosophilidae. The record is from RefSeq and is a predicted model, not a curated record. Bases 29 to 1174 code for a protein of 381 amino acids. The transcript has 2 exons.
UAGACCAGAGAGCGCCAUAAAUUGUCGAAUGGCCGUAGAAUUUGGUCUGCAAAGAUCUCGGAACACUCACCUCCUCACAGUUCAAUUCUUGACGGCGUGUGGAGUGCGUGUUUUAAGUGGGAAGCCCAGCCGAAGAAUCCACAGAAAAAUUGAAUCAAAAAUGUGGCAGCGACAGGCGUUAGUGCUCAGCAUUUGCGGACUCAUAACAAUGGAGGUGGCGAGGUGCAGCGUUAGUCGCUUUAAUGGAGCUACUUCCGCCCGCAAUCAGAGCCCGCAGCUGAAGCUGGAGAUGAAUGCUUGGCAGCCAUUCACUCAGCACAACAAUUGGCUUAUCCUCCACGCGACCGCACCCAGUUCCAUGCAGCCGGAGCAGACUGACAUCCGGGAAAGGCGAAAGGAACCGGAACGACUUCCUGUCAAUUUCUACGCCUACAACCAUCGCUAUAACGAGAGCUCCCCAUCACUGGGCGGAAAUUACAAACCGAAUCCUUCCAACGAUCCAUCCAGCUAUGUUGUGGCCAUCAGCCAACAGAUGCGGCGGGGCCAACUCCUACGCCAGCUGCCAAAAGCGGAGGAAGCCGAGCCGGAAGUUCACAAGGUGGCUGUAACUUUAACCCACCCGGUUAAUGCUGAUGACGAUAAUAAUCACGAUGAUGAAAACAGAAUCCUUCCCGGGGGACCAGGAGAUGCCGAACAGGCGUCGCUCCGGGAGGUUGAAUCCUACUUGGCGCCAUUUGAACGAACCCUGGUGAAAGUUAGCGAAUUCUGCGACGCCCUGAGAAGCGUGAUUAGCGACGGGGAAGAUCAGACGGGUUCAAAUAAAUUGGAUGCCGCCGCAGGAGAAUCAUCAGCAGCCGCACAUCCACCAGGUGCAACUUCAAAGGAGCUCAUGGUUCAAGGUCGCUCUCAACGUCUGGCAUCGGCGGAAUCCGAGAGCCGCAAGCUCAAGAAGCUGAAGAAGAAGAUCCAGAAGCUGUUUUUCCCCCUGCUGAUUGCCUACAAGCUCAAGUUCCUCACCCUCAUCCCGGUGCUUAUCGGCGGACUCACUCUGCUCGUGGGCACCACGGGCCUCGCCGGCUUCUUCUUCGCUCUCUUUACGGCUGUAAUGAGCCUGAAGAGCUCCGGAGGUGGCGGCCAUGCCAGCAAGUCGCUCGUUUUGAAGAAGCUCAGAUGA